Molecule: messenger RNA, 261 nt
Organism: Wallemia ichthyophaga EXF-994
Lineage: Eukaryota; Fungi; Basidiomycota; Wallemiomycetes; Wallemiales; Wallemiaceae
Exons: 3
Coding region: 1-261 (86 amino acids)
Source: RefSeq, a predicted model, not a curated record
AUGCACGGCGAUCUAAUUUCACUAGACGAAUCAGCGCCUAUCAUCAAUAAUCUAUCCAAUCAAUUUCACGGCGUUGACGGUGUACUCGUUCUCGAUAAAUCUCAAUUCUGUAUCGGCGCCAGUGGCUCUCUCAAGCAGUCUGAUGCCUCUGUCGUCGCUGAGUUGACCGAUAACGUGUGCACAACCUUCAACAACGUCUACAAAAUCCAUCUUAGCGAUAAUCCUACUUAUACCUCCUCAACAACCAACGAAUCACUUUAG